Molecule: messenger RNA, 582 nt
Organism: Schizophyllum commune H4-8
Lineage: Eukaryota; Fungi; Basidiomycota; Agaricomycetes; Agaricales; Schizophyllaceae
Product: signal peptidase complex catalytic subunit SEC11
Exons: 6
Coding region: 1-582 (193 amino acids)
Cellular component (GO): membrane; signal peptidase complex
Molecular function (GO): serine-type endopeptidase activity
Source: RefSeq, a predicted model, not a curated record
AUGUUUUCCGAGGAACUCAAAGCGUUCCGCAGGCUGGGUAUCCGCCACCUGCUUCUACAAGCACUCAACUUUGCAUCCGUCAUAGCGUCAGGGCUUAUGAUGUGGAAGGGUCUGGGGGUGAUCACGAACACUGAGUCGCCGAUUGUCGUGGUUUUGAGUGGCUCUAUGGAACCUGCGUUCUACCGAGGCGACCUGCUUUUCUUGACGAACCCCUCUGGCGUACGAUUCCAUACUGGUGACAUCACGGUCUACAAGGUCCCGAACGGCGACAUCCCCAUCGUGCACCGCGUGUUGGAAACGCAUGAGAUCGCGCCGAACGCAACCUUCGUACCGCACAAAUACAACAGGGCGUACACGCCAGAAGAUCAACUACUGCUCACCAAAGGCGAUAACAACCCCAUCGACGACACCGGUCUCUAUACCCAGGGCAUGGACUGGCUGGAGCGAAAACACAUCGUUGGGAAGGUUCGCGGGUUCGUGCCGUACGUUGGCUACGCCACAAUUGCCAUGAACGACUUUCCACAACUGAAAUACGGGUUAUUGGGCAUCUUGGGGCUGAUGGCCUUGAUACAACGAGAGUAG